This is a messenger RNA of Suricata suricatta (meerkat), 939 nucleotides long. RefSeq names its product olfactory receptor 7A17-like. Lineage: Eukaryota; Metazoa; Chordata; Mammalia; Carnivora; Herpestidae. Gene Ontology annotation, cellular component: membrane. The coding region runs from base 1 to 939 and encodes 312 amino acids. The record is from RefSeq and is a predicted model, not a curated record. The transcript has a single exon. Gene Ontology annotation, molecular function: olfactory receptor activity; G protein-coupled receptor activity. Gene Ontology annotation, biological process: G protein-coupled receptor signaling pathway.
AUGAAGCCAGGAAAUGAUACACAGAUAUCGGAAUUCCUGCUUCUGGGAUUUUCAGAGACACCAGAGCUGCAGCCUCUCAUAUUUGGGCUUUUCCUCUCCAUGUACCUGAUCACUGUGUUGGGGAAUCUACUUAUCAUCCUGGUUGUUGGCUCUGACUCCCACCUCCACACGCCCAUGUACUUCUUCCUUGCCAACCUGUCCUUUGUUGACAUCUGCUUCACCUCCACCACUGUCCCCAAGAUGCUGGUGAAUAUCCAGACACAGAGCAAAGUUAUAACCUAUGAAGACUGCAUCACACAGAUGAACUUUUUCAUAAUCUUUUCAGGGUUGGACAUCUAUCUCCUUGCUGUGAUGGCCUAUGACAGGUUUGUGGCCAUCUGUCAUCCCCUACACUACACAGUCAUCAUGAACCCCCGGCUCUGUGGACUACUGGUUCUAGCAUCCUGGAACACAAGUGUCUUGCAUUCCUUGUUACAAACUUCAAUGGUGUUGCAACUGUCCUUCUGUCCUUCCACAGAAGUGGAAAUUCCCCACUUUUUCUGUGAGCUCAAUCAGAUGAUCCAACUUGCCUGUUCUGACACCUUCCUGAAUAACUUGGUGAUGUAUCUUGCAGUUAGGCUGCUGGCUGGAGGGUCACUUGCUGGGAUCCUUUACUCUUAUUCUAAGAUAGUUUCCUCCAUAUGUAGGAUCUCAUCAGCUCAGGGCAAAUAUAAAGCAUUUUCCACCUGUGCAUCUCACCUUUUAGUUGUCUCCUUAUUUUUUUGUACGAGCCUAGGAGUGUACCUUAGUUCUGCUGCGACCCAGAGCUCCCACUCCAGUGCAGUAGCAUCAGCAAUGUACACAGUGGUCACGCCCAUGCUGAACCCCUUCAUCUACAGCCUGAGGAACAGAGACCUAAAGGUGGCUCUCAAAAGAAUCAUUGGGAUUUUAUUGAUUUGA